Messenger RNA from Phycodurus eques (leafy seadragon), 1647 nucleotides. Its product is annotated as frizzled-7-A-like. Gene Ontology annotation, molecular function: Wnt receptor activity; Wnt-protein binding. Lineage: Eukaryota; Metazoa; Chordata; Actinopteri; Syngnathiformes; Syngnathidae. The record is from RefSeq and is a predicted model, not a curated record. Gene Ontology annotation, cellular component: plasma membrane. The transcript has a single exon. Bases 1 to 1647 code for a protein of 548 amino acids. Gene Ontology annotation, biological process: canonical Wnt signaling pathway; non-canonical Wnt signaling pathway.
AUGGCAACGUGGGGGAUCUGGCCUUGGUGGUUGAGCUACACUUUACCAUUGGUCAUCCCGCCAGGCUCAUCUCAAGAACAGAAGGGUUUUUCCAUCCCGGAACAUGGAUUUUGCCAUGCCAUCUCAAUCCCGCUGUGCAUCGAUAUCGCCUACAAUCAGACCAUCAUGCCCAACCUGCUGGGCCAUGCCAACCAAGAAGACGCAGGGCUGGAAGUUCACCAGUUCUACCCGCUCGUCAAAGUCCAGUGCUCGCCAGACCUUAAGUUCUUUUUGUGCUCCAUGUACGCACCCGUGUGCACAGUUUUGGAGCAGGCGAUCCCUCCUUGCAGGACUUUAUGCGAACGGGCCCGACAGGGCUGUGAAGCACUGAUGAAUAAAUUUGGUUUUCAGUGGCCUGAAAGGCUGCGCUGUGAAAACUUCCCUAUCCACAGUGCCGGAGAGAUCUGCGUGGGUCAGAACACAUCUAACAGUAAUGGUCCGACACCGACACCUGACCUCGGAAAGCUGUUGAACUUUCCAUCCCACACCUCAAGCAACCCAGCCUUUUCCUGCCCACCACAGCUAGAGGUGCCAGCCUACCUCAGCUACCGCUUCCUUGGUGCCAAGGACUGCGGUGCCCCCUGCGAGGUCUCCAAACCCAAUGGACUGGUGUAUUUUACAGAGGAGGAGCUCAAGUUUGGGCGGCUCUGGGUCGCUGUCUGGGCUGUCCUUUGCUGCAUAAGCACACUCUUCACUGUCCUCACAUAUGCGGUAGAUACGCAGCGCUUUCGGUACCCCGAGAGACCUGUUGUAUUUCUCUCAGGUUGCUACUUCAUGGUGGCACUAGUAUAUGUCACCGGUUUCCUGCUUGAGGACAAAGUCGUCUGUAUGGACAAGUUCAAGGCGGAGGGUUAUAAGAUGGUGAUUCAGGGCACCAAGAAAGAGGGCUGCACAAUACUCUUCAUAGUGUCCUACUUCUUUAGCAUGGCAAGCUCCAUCUGGUGGGUUAUCCUGUCCCUCACCUGGUUCCUGUCAGCUGGGAGGAAGUGGGGUCACGAGGCCAUCGAGGCCAAUUCUCGGUACUUCCACCUGGUGGCCUGGACAGUGCCGGCGUUGAAAACCGUCACCAUCUUGGCGAUGGGACAGGUGGAGGGCGACCUUCUGACCGGUGUGUGCUACGUGGGUGUGUACGACGUGGAUGCCCUGCGGGGUUUUGUGCUGGCUCCGCUCUUUGUCUACCUCCUCAUCGGCACUUUUUUUCUGCUGGCUGGUUUUGUGUCUCUCUUUCGCAUCCGCACCAUCAUGAAGCUUGGCGGUACUGAGACGGAAAAGCUUGAGAAGCUGAUGGUGCGGAUCGGAGUGUUCAGCAUGCUGUACACGCUACCUGCCACCACUGUGGUGGCCUGCCACUUCUAUGAGCAGGCCCUGCGUCCGCGGUGGGAGUACACAUGGCGCAUGCAGACCUGCAAACGCUUUGCUUUGCCGUGCCCGUCGGAAAACUUUGCUCCACUGACGCCGGACUUCACCAUGUUCAUGAUCAAGUACCUGAUGACCAUGAUCGUUGGGAUAACGUCAGGCUUCUGGAUCUGGUCUGGAAAGACUGUGCAAUCCUGGCGCCGCUUCUAUAAGAGACUGAUCGGCCCUGAGCCGGGAAAUACCACACUUUAG